This is a messenger RNA of Megalopta genalis, 15336 nucleotides long. NCBI's taxonomy places the organism in Eukaryota, Metazoa, Arthropoda, Insecta, Hymenoptera, Halictidae. The record is from RefSeq and is a predicted model, not a curated record.
UGUAGUAGAUAUAAAAUGUGUUUUACCUUUGAAUUGCAUUUUCUUGACGUAUACGUGUUAAUUUUGACGAUAUGGAUGUUAUAUUGCAGAUUAAUUCGGAGAAACAAAUGUUAGACAGAAUGUUAUUUUCUAUGUUAAAUGUUAUUCACAAUAUUGUGCAACAUAUGUGAUCGUUAAAACGAAAGUGAAUAAAUAAUAGAUUCUAGUUUUUACGAAUUGGAUUGACGUGGAUGUUUGAGGAAGAUCGCUGCUGAUCGCUGUUGUCGAAACCGAAUUUAUCAGUGUGAAUUACAACAGCUGAUAACAAUGAUCUUGUCACUAAGGUUACUUCUGGGAUUAUUCUUUAUGAUUCUUUAAGCAGAUUAUAAACUGGCACCGUACGAUUGUAAAAAUGCAGAUUUCACUUAGAAUAUGCCUGAUUUUACGGUAAAUCGAUCUGUCUAGAAAGGAAUUCUAUGAAAACUUCGAUCGAGGAAUUAGCACAGAGUGAACGCUAUGAUCGAAAGUAUAACGAACGAUCUCCGUUGAUCUCCACUAGGUUCAUGAGUUCGUGACCAAGUUUAGGUUUUUAAACGUGUGAAUUCGGAGAUGUAAUUGAAUGGAAUGGGGUACGGUGUAGUGGUUGUGUAUCGGAACGGAUUUGUUAUGAAUAGAACACACGAUACUGUUUAAUUGUUAAUUAUUGCACGAAGAUCGAGCUGUUCGGAAGACAUUUUUUCGUAGAACUUGUCCGUUUGACAGCAAAGUGUUCGUUGUUUAUUGAGGUUGAUGAGAUCUAUUGUGCAACAUGGCGAUUACAUUUGAAUGAUAAGUCCACGUCGUUUUGUUAUUAUUCCAUUCGAAUAUGAAAGAUUGUCUAUAUUUCUUCGUAAUAGAAUGUGAAUUAUAUUUAUAUACCGAUCGUGAUACAUGUCGUUGCUUGUAAAAUUCGCAUUAACCAAGUAAUCUCGACUAAAAAGGUUAAUGAUACCAUUAUAGAGCAUACAUUUCCAUGUUGACAUUAUUUCUUGUACGAUAUCAAUACGUUAUUUAUACUAGGUUGUAAUUUCUCAAAUGAUUGUGGCUGGAAUUGUGAAAACUCUUAGAAUGUGCAUUAUUACGAACAUUCGAACAUCUACUAACAGGUUAUUUCUGUGGGAUAACAAGACCCUAACAGAAUAAAUUAUGUGGCACGUGAACAUUUGCACAAGCAAGUUAGCGCGCCUCAAGAGUCUCAUGAUUGUUAAAAGACCUGUAGGCUCAAAUGUGCUAUAAUAAUUCGAGUAUCAUAAUCAACAGUGUGAUGAGUGCUAGUGGAUUCAGAGGAAGAGGCUUUGGACCACGGGGUACAUGUUCGAUCGGUCCAUCCAAUGGCUAUAAUGGACCUAGGUUUCCACAUCCAACCUUUAAUCGUUCACGGCUGCUACACAGAUUACCUGGAUCUGAGAAAUGGGUAGAAGGCCCAAAUUUUGCACCAUGGCAACAGAACAAAAAUUUUAUCCCACGCUCGCAGUACAGGGCUAAUUUACCAUUUCGGCCAAACGGUAGAGGUAGAGCGAUCAAUGGCCGUGGAAUAGUAAGGUUUUCAGGGCCUGGUAGACCACCGGUUCCCCUAUUUUGUAAGGGUUUCGCAAAAAAUCCAGCACCUAGAAUACUGCUGCCACAAGAAGAACAAGUAAUAGAAGAAGAAAAAUCUAUGUCGGUACCGCAGACUCCUUUACUUGGAUCCGAAGAAGAACGUCAACAAAAAAUUACAGAGACAGCUGACAAACUAAAACGAAAAUUAUCUUCCAUAACCGAGGAGGACCUUACCAAUUUUUGGGAAGACGAUUUGUCCUUUUUACCAAAUAGUAACUCUGAGAAAGGAGUUACUUUAAAGAAAGGUAUCCCCGAACUCAGACACGAACCACCCGAGCUUGAUUUAACUUUUACCGACUUUAGAGAUAUAGGGAGAGUGGACUGUAAUAAUACAAAGUUUGAUCAUGCCGAGGCCAGAGAUAACGAACACGAUAUUAUAAUUGCCUUUGAGAGCGAAGCUACGAAUAAAAUUAUUAGCGAAAACGACGACGUUACAAUUAUAAAUGAAAGCGAGGAUGAUCCCUCGAAUGUCUCAAAAUUGGGGCACAGUAACGAUAAUUUGAAUCAAUCUAGUACAUUGUUAGAAGGCGAUGGAUGCCAAGAUCGAAUGUUUCACGAGUUAUCGAAUUCUGAUUGCAAUUUGGAGAGUAUACAUUUGCAGUGUGACAAUGUUUCAGAAUAUUUACACUGUUCUAAUACAAGUACGGAUACAGAUUUUAAUUUAGAUGAAAAUAUAAGGAAUGUUUCAUCGAUACAACCUAUAAACGAUUUGAUAAAUGGAAAUUCUUUAGUAUUUAAUGAUUUAGAAACAAUUCCUCUGUCCGAAUCAAUUUUAAACGAUCGAGAUGCAUCGCAAGCAGCUUUUUUGGAGAAUCAGAGCGUGAUGCUAGAUACAGUUAACGAUAUAGUUACCGUGCAAGAAACAAUAGCGGAUACGAACGAAGAAGGUCGUUUAAAAAGUCAGACGCCGGCGAAUACAGCUGAUUCUACCGAAACUAAUUUAUCAACUUCUUCACCUUCUAACGAGGGAAUUCCUAUAAAUUCUAUCUGUGAUUCUAAAUCUUCGAUAAGUUCAUCCUACGACGAAGUACAUAAAUUAUGUAAUCCACCUGGUUUUCAGCCGAGAUUAUUCAACGUACCGCUCAGAUUUUCUCCAAGAAUUCCUCCUGGACCUAGGUGUAGGUGGACGUUUCAACAAAAUGGAAAGAACGUAUUUUUUAGGGGACCACAAAGGCUAUCGUUUCAUGGAAAUCGAAUGCCUCCACCGAGACACGUUGCACCGUAUAAGACAGCCGACAUGGGUCUGGUUACAUUUGGCUCGUGCGCACCACCGCCAUUUCCACACAGUGUACCUGUUUCAAGCCAUGACUCUCAGCACCAUAUAUUAGUGCCAUUUUCUUCGAGCGAUUUGCCUCCUGCAUUCGACCCCAGCGAACCUCCACCGAAUAUACGGUCGAUGUCGGUAACCGAAUCGUCUACUAGACAAGAAGUAACACAGUCUAGGUCUCCUUUAGACACGAGAAAUCAAGUAACAAGCGUUCCUCCGAAUAAUGUGGGUAUUAUGCAACCGCCCCCUUCUUUCGAUCCUAGAGGGCCACCUCCUAGGAUUACUCCGAUGAAAACCAACGAGAAGUUACCUGAAUUCAAUCCUCAACAGCCACCGCCGAAGAUUCACAAACGAGACGAGCUUUUGCAACCACCACCGAUCUUCGAUCCGCGGCUUUCUUCGCAAGAACGUUCCAAGCUAAUUGCACCGCUGAAUGCUUCAGGAUCUCGCAUGAUUGGUACGAAUUUAAUGGAAUCCCCACAAAUGUCAGACUUUAAUGUGAAUCCUGUUGCAGCCAAUUUUUCGCAACCACCGCCCUUCAUGCCCAAUUUAGCAGUAAACUAUCAAUCUGUUCUACCGCAAGCGAACAACGGGCAAGCGAUGGUGCAAGAUUUUGGAUUACCACCGCCAUCCAUGAAUAUCGCUGACGUCCCCCCACCUCCGCCGCAGGAAGUUCUGUUGGAGAAAGAUUCCAGUAAUCGGCAGGGCAUAAGUAUGGACGAUGGAUUAGAGGACAUGCAAGAAGCAAUGGAAUUUGCCAAACAAAUAAUGAACAUGUCUGAAGAAAUGAAGAGUAGUCGAGGUACAUCGUCGGUAUUAUCGGAAGCGCGAUGUACGCCAUCGGAAAUUCCUGUGCCAAAGGAGGAUGUAUUAUGCAUUUCGUCGACGAAUCAACAAUUUAUAAAUUGUGUCGGUGAAAAACAGAAGAAGAAGAAAAAGAAGAAGAAGAAGAAGAAGGAAAGUAAAAUAAAGAAAGGGAAACAGGCUACGAUUUCUGAGUCGGAACAUGUUCAAAAACCAGAGGAAAAUCAUGUAACCGACGAGGAACAGAACGUAGAAAAUGAAACUAUCGAGGAUGCACCGUUGACGACUGAUCAAAUAAGACCGAAAGUAAUAUUUAAUUUAAGUUCGAAGACAAAAGUACUGCAAAAACCGGAAGAGUGGCAUAGAGAGAUAUCACAACAAGCUACAACAGCUGUAAAUUCUCAGCGGGAAAGGAGAUCGACUAAAAAACAUCCAUCGGAGCAUAAGAGAAACAAUGAAACCAAGGUUCGCCAGAAAGAACACGGUUCGAAAAUAAAUUGGAUACAUUGCGCGGACAUUGCGAAGACUUCAACAUCUGAAAAAUUAAACGACACAUCGAACAACAAGGAUCGCUGCGAAGGUUUGGAAAAACCUGGUGCACCCUCCUUAACCGUGAUAAGACUGAACAAUAUUGGCACGCAGAAGGGUCAGAAUCCCAAGAAAGAGAACAGAAAAUCGGAAGCUCCUACUUCCGAAUCCUCAUGGAAAAACAGAGUGAUCAGCCGAUUUUUGAAGAUGAGCAAGAACGACAUAUGCAAUAUGGUUAAUAAUUCGAGUCUUCGCAAGUUCGAUAUCGCGAUGAAACAUUUGGUGAAGGAACGAAGAUCUUCGCUGUCCCUGAAAAUGCGAAACACCGAGGACGAGAAGAUGAAAGAGUACGACAGAGAAGAGUUCAUGAACCAAUUGAACGCAAUGUUGGACCCAGGUGCUGUGGUAGGUAUCACAGACUUGCCCACAGAGUUCAUCCAUCAUUUAAGCGAAGUUCUACAAUUAGACCCUAUGCCCCCGGAACUCGAGUUAAGCGAGAAACAGAAGACGAAUAUCGACGAAGUUCGAACCGUGAAUCAGGCUGAUAAUUCAAGGAUAUAUAACUCUGAAUAUUUCGACGAUAUAGACGUGCAACCGUUCGAUUACCAAGAACGCGGAGAUUCGUAUAUAGAGAAGGCAGAAGACAGAUCUUCGUACACGAAGGAGGAACCUUCGCGCUAUUCCUUGACCACGGAAUUGGCUGCGAAUCUCUCGCGAGAAGACACUAGCUCGUCAAGGAAAUCGCUUCCGAAUAAAUCCAACACCGAAGUGGAAAUUCUGUGCAAAAAGCAACAGCCGUUGUUCAACGAAGCUGACCUGGACGACAUCCUGUCUCAAGUAACCGAGAGAACGAGAAGCUUGCCCAACGUAGCUUCAAAGACGUACGCGGAGAUGCAGAAACUAUCGUUGCAGCCGGUGACAGAAGCUUUCGAGCGCAAUACGUUUGCACAGAUUUCGAACGCAACGGCGGCUGACCUCGACGACAUAUUUUCAGCAGGAAUUGCAAGAGCCAAGUCGCUCGGCAAAAACGUAGGAUCGGACACCUCGAGAGCGCGGAAAUCAAGCUCCGAGGAUCGAAACAGUUUUAGGGGCGAACGUUGCGAGAGAUGGGGCAGAAAGGAGCGAGACGAUCCUGAUUCGUUCAGGAAUUUGACCAAGGAAGAAUGGGAAGCCAAGUAUGGAACGAUAAACGCAUCCGCAUCGGCAUCGGCAUCGGCAUCGGCAUCGGCAUCGGCAUCGGCCGGCAUGUGGAAACACGCGUCGAACAGUGCCGAAAACUUGUCCGGGGUAGGCGGUAAGAGCUACCAGUCUCAACGGUAUUGCUCGUCCGAUUCGCCCAUGAGACAUUUGAGCCUGAGUCCCGUGACGCGCGAACAAUCGCCUCUGUACAAUCAGGAGAAGCACGUGGACCGUUGUAACGAGAUAGAGGAAUCGAGGACGAUAGAACGAUCGGAAAGCAGCAACGACCACAGCACGAGCAGUUCGAGCGAAACCGACGAGGAGACCGUUGCUUCCGAUGUGACGAAACUGCUGAAAGUAAUUAAAGAGAAGGAGAAGAUCGCGAAGAAAAGGUCGCUCAAUGAAACUAUCAGAGACGAAGUGACUGCCGAGAUCGAGAAACAAUGGAAAGAGAAGAGUAAAUGUAAAGAACGCAAGUCGCGGAAACGCGAGAGACGGAAAAGGGACAGAAAGGAGAAGCGGAAAAGAGAGAAGAAGAGGAGGAGGAAAAGGAAUUCUCAUUCUAACACGUCGAGGUCUAGCGAAUACUCCGAAGAGUUCCGACUGUUAACGGAGGAUGAGAUUAAAAAAGAGGCGACGAUUAAGGAGGAGCCGUUGAGCACGUUCGAAGACAGCGUCUCUCAAGGAUUCGAUAACGAGUUUAGCAACAGUCGCGUUGAUCCGACUGCCAUCGAUACGACGGUAGAGACAGAUUCGUGGGUGGGAUCGCAGAGUUCGCCGUCAAGGAAACAACAAGCUCCUACGAUUACCAGCGACAAGGAGGUAUCGUCGUUGCAGCCUAAGAAGAAGCCAACGAUCGUAUCGAUGGCCCUGCAACCAAAGACUAAGGCACAACUGAAGCAAAUGCCAGACUCGAAUGAACCUGAACAAAACCAAAUUGUAGAGAAAUCAAAUGAAACGGACGGCAGAGUUGGUGCUGGUAGCGUAACGAUCACCGAUACCAGGAAAGCGGACGAGAGCGUGGAAGAACCUAUGGCUUGCGAAGUAACUGAAAUUAACGAAGAAUCCGUAGACACUGCUCUAUGUGCAAACGAUACGCUGUUACAGGCUGUAGGAGAAUCGCGUGCCGAUGUUAUUAGUUACGUUAACGUAGAUAACAACACGUCCUCCGGUAGCUGUACGCAUUCGAUGAUCGAGGCGCGUAUAGCCGAUCGGUCCACCGUAACGGGUGGUACCGUAUCGUCCGAAAGUAGAAGCGGCUACAAGAAGAUCGACAUAAAGGCGUACAAAGAACGCGCGCUGCAAAGACGUUUGCGAGAGGAAGCCGAGCUAAAAGAUAAAUGUGCAAGUCCUCGGUCUUUGUCGAUGAAUAAAGUCGAUAGUGAAAUUGGAGUAGAUGUUGGAAACAAUGUUACUCUAAAGGAUCCACGGCUAGCCAAAACGAAGUCGAGUCAAUCGGUAAGUCUUUCUUGCACACCUCCCCAUGAAAAGGUAAAGGAGAAAACUAAUUUCGAGGAAGAACAUCAUCGAUGCAACAAAGAACUUUGUAUUUCUGCCCAGUGGAAGAUUGCCAGUGAAUCGUCGGAAACCAGAAUUAAAAUGAAUCUUCUCGAAGAUCAUCCUGUCCGGCCAAAGAACCACGAUAAGAACGAUGAUCCUGCAUCGUUGCAUAUUGGAACUAAUGGAGAAGCGGACGAGAAAAAGUUUAAAAAACUGUCCGUGGCCGAACAUAAUAAAUUUAAAAAUAUUCGAUCGGAAGGUAGUAAAGAGCUGAAGCUGAAAAAGGAGAAGAAAUCGGCAGAGAGGAAGACGGCAAAAUCAAAGUUUUCGACGAGGGAGAAGGACUCGAAGCAUCCACCGAAAACCGAAGAGAUAGACAAAUCUGCGACGACUGUAACUGCGGGUAACAUCGUUCGGGUCGAACCAAAGAAGAGAAAUAAUAGCGACACCUCCGAAUCGUUGCAAACUAGAGAACCGGCAAUGUCUAUCGAAAAUUUGACGAUAGAGAGCAGCAACGCGUUAGAGAUUAAUAAAGGACACGUUGCUACCGAUUCUGCGAUGGAAGAAUAUAACCGAUUUAAAGACGACGACGCUACUAAUAAAGAAGCGGUGGAUAUAGAUAAUCGACGAACUGGAAAUUCGGUAAACGAAACAAUUGUACGGGCGCAGCAAGUGGAUCGAGAAGGAGAGGGAGCAGAAAAUGGGCAAAGGUUAUUAUUAAUCGCGAACAUCGAAGAAAAUAAUGGCAAUGGUUCUGAAAUGAAUUCGAUAGAAUGUGAAUUUAACAUAGAAUCAGAUGGGAACGAAGCAGUUGAGGAACAAGCAACGGUGUUAACAAAUUUAACGUCGCUUUUAUACGAUCAUGAUCCAGAUAUAUAUCCUUCGGAGAAAAUUAAUUGCUCGAAUAAUGGUAGCUAUUUAAAAAGCGAUAUCGUCGAGAACGAUUCAACCUUACGAGAAAAUAAAUAUAACGAUAACUCGGAAGCUGACUCUUCGAAUGGCGAUCAUUUGGAAACCGAAAUAGAGGGCGGUGAUCGGGAUAACGGCGAAUCGGCGGUUGUUCGGACAGUCGAAAAUAGGCGAACAUCGAGGACCGAUAGAGUCGAAGCGAGUGAAAUACGAUCUCCCGAUAGUUCUGGUAGCCCGUUCAAAGGAUUUUUCGUGGAAUCCGUCGAAGAUGAUAUUUCUCAAGUAUCUGCAUUAUGUAAAGUACAAACGAAGACUGGAGACGAAGAGGAACGUGUAACGAAAGACUUUAAACAGUGGUUGGAAGCGAAUAGUAGAAGUACCAAAGAUCGACCGAAUGUAAAAGAAGACGAGAAAAAUAACCAUGAUGACCAUCUUGAAGAAACAGAGGAUUCUGAUAGAGCGACGUUAACUCGACGAUCGUCGAUAGAAGAGCAGCCAGAUACCACAAAAGCCGAUAGAAAACGAUCGAAGCCGGAGAACGUGGACACAUCGAAGGAACCUGAAACCGAUGUUACAGACUUGCAGCAGACGCGCUUCUCGCCUAUUCAUGAUUCGGUUAGCCGCAACGCGUUCGACCAAGACAGGGAACCGUUUAUCGUGUUGGACGAGUACAUAGAUGAUACGGAAGGAAGAUCCCUCGAGAAACUGAAUCGUUUUCAUCUAGAUCUGGAGGAGUGUAUCGCCAGGGAUACGGAUACAUUUGUUAGCGCGUCCAAGCAGGACGACAAAUAUACCACGGAGAACUUCGAGUUGGCAAUCUCCGACUCGAUGGACUUCGAAGAACUAUCGGAUUUCGAUAAAAGCAACGGGACGUCUGCCAGAACACGGAACGAGAUGAAAACGAAUUUAAAUACAAUUUCAUCCGAGAGCCUUGACAAAGAGAUUUCGAUGGUUGCGGAUGUCUCUUCCGCUUCGGAUAAGACCGGUAACGUUCAACUAAAUAUAGAGUCAUCGAAAAGAUCCGAAUCAGAAAUUCCAAUAGAUAUGGAAGAUCUUCUAACGAGUUCGCGAAGAGACGCGCCUGUUGCCGAAGAUAUUCCUCGGCAAUCUUCGCCGCAUGAAAUAUCGUAUCCAGCGAGAACUGUCUCGGUAGCAGCAUCCGAAGGAAAUAUUAAAUCGUCGGAGUCGAUAGAAGAACCCGACGACAGUUGCGACAGAAAUAACGAGAAGAAACGGAACAAAGUUCAGAUAAUUUCAAUUUCUUCCGAUGCUACAGAGCUGUCCGUUAUUCGGGAUGUUUCGUUUAAGAUCGCGCUGGAACGUGAGAAACUGCAGAAGGUACGUGACACGAUUCGAACGACGGAUACAAGUAGAACGAACCGGAAAGAAGAAAACGAGGCGUUGCGCAAACUGAAAGACAAGCCCAAAAUGAAGUGCAAGCAACGCAAGAAACGCGAUCUCUCCAAAAAUCAUAUAAAAGAAGCAGUGGCGGCUGAUACGGUGAAUCCUAUGUAUCCGACUGCCAAGGAGGCGAUUAUGAAUCGAAUGAUAGAGAUCGACGUUGAAAUUCACAAACUGAUGACCGAGAAAAUGACUUUGUAUCGAAUGCUUACAAGCGACGCAUUACCAAUGGCCAACGAUUCGGAACGGUACGAUACAAUGAACGAAGACGAAGAAACUGAGAAAACUUUGGUCAGACCUCGGACUCCGUCCGCAUUAAUGUCACAGUUGAUUCAAAACAUAGAAACUAAACCUGUAACCGAUCAAUGCGCCGAUACGACUGCGGAGAACGUACCGUUCAAAGAUAGUACAGCGAAUCCUGUUCGGAUCAACAAGUCGAGAACAUACAGAUACGAAGAACAUUUUGAAAACAGAACCAACGAUACUAGUACCUGUAGUUCUGAGAACGAGGAGGCUGUACAACAACAUCGUAUCAGCUUUCCCCCUAAAUCUCCACCUUCUAAAAGAAAAAAGGAACGCAAAGGACUUGAGAGAGCAGUGAAAUGGGACAACAAGCCCGAGUCUGUCAGAGAUAGGUUGCACGACGACGCAGAAGAUAAACGAGCAGCCAACGAUGCGAUAAAACCAAUAUUAAAGAAGGUUGGUUCAAGACGCGAAUCGACCGAAGAGGAUACCGGUCUUGUUCCAACGAGCGAAGUUAAGCCUCGAGAAAGUUGCGACAAUAGGUCGACCGUAAUUCAUUCGAGAACUCCUUCGCGCAACGAUCAGUUCUGUACAUUCGAUAGAGAAGAAACUGACGAUGUCGUCGAGCGAACAGAGUUUCGGAAUUUCUUGGAUGAAUUUGAUAAGACGGAAGCGUUGGAGCAGAGCGAGAACAGGAUCUUGGGAAACGAUGCAAACACCGUAAGUCCCGUGAAGGAAAAAACGCGAGGAAAUAGAACACCGGAGAGAUCGUCCAUAUACUCGGACGAUAGUACCUGGGAUUCGCUCGUCCAGGUAGCGAGCGACGAUCAAAGAAAACCUAGUACCGGUCUCGCGCUUCUGGAAGAAACAUAUCGGAAGGAAAUGGCGAGAACACGGAGGAUAAAAGCUGAAACGCGAAAGAAGAAAAAUCAGAAAGAAACUCGAGGCCUGUCGCAGCCUGCUGUCCCUCUGACCCCCGAAGAAGAAGAGCUCCCGCUAUCCGCGUUGUACGCGAAGAAGUUGCACGCGAACAAGAAAGAGAACGCGGUGGUUGAUCAGCGACAAGAAAGGGGGAACAACGAUCAACGAGUUUGGAAGAAUGUCGUCGAAGUGAUAAAUGCUGUAGCAGAAAAUAGAUUAGAAGAUCUUCGUAUGGAAAAUUCGGAUAGUCGAACGAACGUAUCCGAUGGAAACGACGCGUCGAUGAUCGAAGAACAGGCUAGCGGUCCAAAGUCGUGCACAGAGCCGAAAUUGUCGAUAGAGGAGGCGCAAGAAAUAGUGGUGUCUGUCCCUUUAACGAGCAUAGAAGAAAAUCGUACUCAACAUUCGAAGAUUCGUUCGGCAUCUUCCGACGAGCAAAUCGAUGCGUGUAACUAUGCACGGUUAACACCUUCGCUAAAUAAGAUUCUGGUUCGAGCAAAUAGCGAGGAACAGCUUGAAACAAGCUCGAUGGACACGGAAAUAGAAAAUCGAGGAACGUUGCUCGCGACACCGACGAACACGGAAAACGAUACACCGGGGUCUGCACCGCGAUCUACGGAAAAUAGAAAUUUAGCGAUCGGCCAGGUCGCAUCGAGUUCGACCGCGUGUUCGAUGGAAACAGGUGCCAAUGAUGUAGUGCACGGUGAUCAACGUAUUUUAAAUACUUCGAGAGUUGGGAACGUAGAUACCGAUAAAACGAAAGAAAUAUGCACGGCCGAUAAGAAUAGAGAGUUCAUCUUGAAAGUGGAAGUGUUUGGUAUUCAUAAGAUAAGAUCUAUAAAUCCAGAAGAAACGAUAACAUUGUCCGACGCGUUUCAUAGAAACGAUGAUAACGUUACGGAAACCGACGAUGACAUUUUGACAAUAGAUAAAAGCUCCAACUGCGAACCGGAACAAGCGAACAAGGAAUCGUUCGGAGACACCUCUCCGAAUCGAGAUGUAGGUCGCGACAAGGAGGGCGUAGUCGAUGAUCCGGAACAUUUCGUAAGCUCGAAGGAUCAUGAAAUGCCGAAGAAAAGAAGAGAAUCCGAACGAUCGAACAAAUCGUCCGGCGAAGAAAACAAUAACCGCGGUAGAACGCCUGUUCCCAUUUUUAUGGACGCUGCCGAAUUAUCGCGAAACGACGAAGCGUCCGGUAGGAAGCUGAUGAAGCGCAACAGGGGAAGCAGCAGGACUCCCCUUAGGAGAAGUUCGCGGUACACGGAAGAGGUGACGAAACGGAUAAAGCUUGAAAUCGACGCAUCCGUGCAAGAAGCCACGGAACAGGAAUCUCUCGAGAGGAACGUUCAAACUCCGUUUCCUAGUAUUUCGCCCGCGUCGUUGUCAUCGUACGACGAGGACACCGAAAGCGUAUCUUCGAACGGCAAGAAAAGUCGUAAUUAUAAAACGACCGUGAACAGAAAACGCAACGCGCAGUCGGAAAUCGAAAUUUUAUCGAGUUCUUCGUCUUUGGGCGAGGAUCGCAAAGAUCUGAAACGAUGCAAACAACGGCACACGAUGCCGGAGAUGAUGAAUUGCAAAGUGAGAUUGGUAGACAGUAAGCACACGAUUCUGAAGCCGAACGUGGAUCCCGAUGUACUGCGAAAAUAUGGGAUCUCGGCGAUCAAUUUGUUCGUACAAUCUGUUCCCAACGAUCGCGCGACGGGCCAUUCCUGCUUAAUGAUGGAAUCGAUGUCCAAAGAUUUGAAACGCGUUACUUCGACUUUAACCACCGAAUUGUCUCACUGUCAUAUGUCGAAGUUGUUAAAAAAGACGGACGAUGUAACCAGAUCUAUGGACCACUUGGUUAACUUUAACAAAGCCAGAAGAGGACCAAAGUCUAUGAGAAUGAGUUUCCUCGCGAACCACGAAGAAGCGACGAACUUGGGGGACGAUCUUGGCGUCGAGGUCGCGCAGAUUCCGACGAAGGAACAGCUUGUUGUAGACAUAUCUCAGGACCGUGAUAAACCGGACGUCGAAAUUGUAGAGGAGAAGACGAUAGUUACCAAGAAUCAGCAUCAAAACGAUUCCGGAUCGAUAUUGACUGUGAUAGAGACGAAAGAUGACAAGGAGAUACCGAGGACGCAAUACACGGUCCACAAAGGUCCUAUUUUAGAUAUUAAGGUAUACGAGAAUUCGUUUCUAGCUGCGAGCGAAGACGGCCGAAUAUAUAGAUACAGCCAAGCUUCGAAUGGAAUAUUAAAUAUCUAUAAAGGCCAUAAAGCAGCUGUAACUUGUUUAUACGUGUAUAAUCCGAACAGCACGGACGUUAACAAAGAUUGGAUGUUUUCCGGUUCGUUGGAUGGAUCUUUAAGAUGUUACAAUAUAACGACCGGAGUUCAAUUGAGAGAUACUGCGGAUAUAGGUAGUCCGAUACAAUGUAUGGACGAAGCGUGGGGGAUCAUUUUCAUAGGUACAAAGUCGGGUCACGUGUCUCGUUAUCAUAUAAAGUCAGGCGUUAUUAAAGGGAAUAGCAUACAAUUCUCGGAUAAAUCUGUAUUAGCUUUAAAAGCAACCAACGAGGGUCCACGAAGAGUUCUCAUCGUAGCAUCUCGUAGUCAACCGAUAACGAUACGUGAUGCGCAAAACGGCCUAUUUCUUCGCACUAUUUCUGGUGAAAAAAGUCAUACGGUGUACAGUUUGAUGCGCGAUCAUAAUCUAAUUUAUUGUGGCACAAGUACCACGUCCAUCCUUGUCUUUGAUUUCACGAACGGCGAACAGAUUACACAGCACGAUGCUGGUGUAGGAAUCGUAUGUAUGCGGCUGUACAAACAAUUGUUAUUUGCCGGAUGUUACGACGGAAAUAUUUAUAUAUUUGACACAAAGGAUGAUCGACUUGUAUGCAGCAUACCUGGACCUGGAAAUAUGCUUUUAAGUAUGGAAGUCAUAGACAAUAAGAUUAUAGCUGGAAGUAAAGAUAAACGUUUGCAAUCAUGGCAAAUGACACGUCAAGUACGAGCUUUACUCUAAACAUUGAGGGAUCAGGCUUGAACUGAUGUAUCCUAUAUAUAGUCUCUAGUCGUGCUCUUAAGAAAGAUUACUGUUUACCUUUGGAGCACAUUCUGCAUUGAACGACUGUAUAGAUUCGAAGGAUAUAAUUAUUUAUAUAUAUAUACAUGGAUCUUAUUUACAAAAAAAUGCACAUAUACAGUAUAAAUACAUUUGUACAGAGAAGUAGGUAAAUUAAAUUAUUGGUAUUGCGAAAAGAUUAUAAUAUUUACAGUACACCGAAGAACCGUACUAGCGUCUUGUCUGUAAAAAAGUGGUAGAGAAGUCUUUAUUCCAUUUUAUCGACUCGCGCUACCGAGGGCAAACCUCCUGUGCCUUGUGCGCGUUGAACAAUAUUUUUCCGUUGAAACUGUUUAAAAUAAAAAGAGUAAGAAAAUACACGAACAACGUAUAAGUGCAAUAUCAAAAAAUGCAUUUAACGUCGCAAGAAAAAGGAAGAAAGAGACUCUUGAACCUUUGCACUUAUUCUUGCCUCUGUAUUUGCAUAUACCUUGGCCGGUGACUCGAGAUGUUCUUUUAAUAUUAUAUUCUAUGUAUAGUGAACAGUGAUUUCAUAACAAAUUCGUAGGUGGCACAAUUCUCAUGGUUUACUUCGAUGAGUGCAAAGGAUUGAGAAUGAUCGAUUGCCAACUAAUAUAGUACGAUUGUUUUGAUUACGCGAAUAAGAAUAAUGUGUUCUUGACUUCUUGAAGAAAAUUUUUAUUUUUCCAUUUCAGAUAUUCGCCUUUCGAAAUAGCGAUUGUAGCAAGUUCAUAAAUUUCGUGACUUCUUCAUAUUUUCUUAUUACAAGCGAUUCAUUUCUUCUUUGUUGAUCGUUCUCUCAUUUAUAUCGUAUGCAUAUAUUAAAUUUAUAUUUGUUUCAAGAAAUAUUUGAAUAAAUUAUAUCUAUUUUCUUUGCGAUUCUGCAGAGUUAAAAAUUAAGCAAUAUUUAAGUGGUAGGUACUCUCCGAUUGUUAAUACUCUUUUUUUCAAUUUGUUAGUUUAAAGAAAAAGAAAAUGCGUUUUUACCAAUGUUGUAAGUGGAAAACCUUAACCGCUUUGCACCCAUGGACGCGUUAUGUCGCAACCCCGAUACUGUACGUAUAAGGUCACAGCAGACGAGAUAUCUCGCGACGCGAUGCCACUUAUGCUAUGCCACGGACGUGUUAUCCCUCAUCGUUCGUAUGGUGCCGCAAACAAGUAAACACGCGCUUCGGUUUUUGCUUCGUCUGUGGCCACUCGGCUUCCUUUUAUGUUGUAUCAAUGGAACCAAAAUUUUUCGAAUUAAAGCAUGUUUACUCGUCUAUAGCACCUCAUGAACGAUAUUACGUUGCGGGAUAACGCAUCCGUUAUCGCUCACGGCAUCGCUCGAAUUAUGUCGCGAAAUAUCUCGUUUUUAAUCUUAUACAAACAAUAUCGGUGUCGCGACAUGACACCGGAGAAAGAGAGAGAGAGAGAGAGAGAGAGAGAGAGAGAGAGAGAGAGAGAGAGGGAGAGAGAGAGAGCGAGCGAGAAAGAAAGCGCGCGAAGCGGUUAAUAUGUGAUUGCGAUGAAAGGCAAAUGUUUAGACAAUUAGUCUACGUCCUAAGUUGCGAGAAAUGCGAAAUUUUUAAAGAAAAUAUCAGAUGCAAAGGAAUUGUGUACAAUGAUUUGGUAUUUUCCUAGAUCAUUUACUUUUAACAUAUACUAUUGCAUCCAAUACACAUUGUACUUAUAAAAGUUUACAAUCAUUUACAUGCAAAUCAAUGACCACACUACGUUGUAGUUUGUAUAAGUUCAUUGUGUAUCUAGUAUUUGUUACGUGUAACAAUAAAACAUUGUUCCCACAUCUGUGACAAAGUUUAAAGCAUUUAUUCUUGGACACGUAUUUUCAAUGUAAACUAGAAAUAGCAAUGUACAUGAUUUUUCAAUUUUGUAUAUUAAAUUGUACGAAAGUGUUA